AUGGAUCCCUACUCCUCGGAAGGUGAAUUAAUCAACAUCCACGCCGCAUUCCACCAGUACCAAUACCAAUCCGUGCUCGACGACUUCGACCCGUCCUCCUUCUCGGCCGAGAACCACCUGCCGGCGCGAGUCCUCCAGCUGCGCGCCCGGAUCGCGCUCGGCCAGGGCAAGGAGGUGCUCAGCGAGGUCGCCGGCGCCAAGGAGCCCGAGCUGGUCGCGGUCGGGGCGCUGGCGGAGCUGAGCCUGGGCAAGGAGGACGCCGCGGCCGCAUCGAUCGAGAAGCUCCUGGCCGACGGUGGGGACGCCGUUGCCGAGAAUGCCAUCGUGCAGGUCCUGGGGGGCACCGUGCUCGCGAGCGCGGGCAAGGCGGACGAGGCGCUGCAGCUGUUGGGGCGGCAUCAGGGCAACCUCGACGCAGUCGCCCUGAUCGUACAGAUCCACCUGCAACAGAACCGCAACGACCUGGCGCUGAAGGAGGUCACUGCCGCAAGGCGGUGGGCGCAAGACAGCAUCCUGGUGAAUUUGGCAGAGUCCUGGGUCGGACUGAGACUGGGCGGUGAGAAGUACCAACAAGCAUUCUACGUCUUCGAAGAACUCGCGCAAGCACCAUCCACCUCCUCCGUACAAACACUCGUCGCACAGGCCGUCGCAGAGCUGCACUUGGGCAGGACAGAAGAGGCGCAGUCCGCGCUGGAUCAGGCGCUGAAGAAGGAGCCGGGCAACACGGAGGCCAUCGCCAACACGCUGGUGCUGCAGGUGAUCAUUGGCAAGGACACCGAGGAGCUGACGGCGUCCCUGAAGAAGGCGGCGCCCGAGCACGCGCUCCUGAAAGACCUCGAGGAGAAGAGCAGCCUCUUCGACGCCGCGGCGGCGAAGUUCAGCGCAAAGGUCUCGGCGUAA
Messenger RNA from Diaporthe citri, 900 nucleotides. RefSeq lists its product as uncharacterized. The record is from RefSeq and is a predicted model, not a curated record. Gene Ontology annotation, molecular function: protein binding; structural molecule activity. Gene Ontology annotation, biological process: endoplasmic reticulum to Golgi vesicle-mediated transport; retrograde vesicle-mediated transport, Golgi to endoplasmic reticulum; intra-Golgi vesicle-mediated transport. The coding region runs from base 1 to 900 and encodes 299 amino acids. Gene Ontology annotation, cellular component: COPI vesicle coat. NCBI's taxonomy places the organism in Eukaryota, Fungi, Ascomycota, Sordariomycetes, Diaporthales, Diaporthaceae. The transcript is spliced from 3 exons.